This is a messenger RNA of Zea mays, 1272 nucleotides long. RefSeq lists its product as uncharacterized. The record is from RefSeq and is marked predicted. Gene Ontology annotation, cellular component: chloroplast. The transcript has 2 exons. The coding region runs from base 172 to 1155 and encodes 327 amino acids. Lineage: Eukaryota; Viridiplantae; Streptophyta; Magnoliopsida; Poales; Poaceae.
CCGAUGGCGCGAGGUCGCGAACAGGAACAGCCUCGUUCUGUCCAAGUCCAACUCCAACGAGGCAACGACUCGUCAGUGGUCAGUACACUACACCGUAACCGUCGCCGGAAUCGAUCGACCCAAAGCUCCCUUUAGAGCCCGAGCUCUAUCCAACCCACGAACGGGAUCCCGAUGCCCGUGGCGGCCUCGGUUCUCGCCGCAGCGGCGGUCUCGCCCCCGCUGACGUGGCGGAGAUGGACUCCUCUUCUCGCCGCGUCACAUCCACAGGCGAACCCGCCUCCCGCACUGCGCCCGCGGGCGCCCGCUCCUCCUCUCCGGGCCUCCUCCGUUCCCCGCGAUUCCUGCGCCGGAGCCGCCGUCCGGAGGACGCCGUGUGCGGCGGCGGCGGCACUUGGUGGAUGUGUGAAGGCGGAGUCCACGGAGCGGGAGGCGCUCGAUCGGGAUGCUCUGAAGCGGGUGGCGCUACUCGCGCUUGGCUGCUGCGCUGCAGCCGCCGCGCUCGGCUGCGGCGCUGCAGCCGCCGCGCUCGGCUGCGGCGCGGCGCGGGCAGCGGCGGAGGACUCCAUCAAGGCGUCAGGAUUCGGGCUGCGGGUGGCGGAGUCGCUGCGGAGGCUCGGAUGGCCCGACGACACCGUCGUGUUCGCGCUCGCGACGCUGCCGGUGAUCGAGCUGCGGGGGGCGAUCCCCGUUGGGUAUUGGCUGCGGCUCCAUCCAGUCCGCCUCACCAUCCUAUCCGUUCUUGGGAACAUGGUGCCUGUACCAUUCAUCAUCCUCUACCUGAAGAAACUCGCAACGUUUCUGUCUCAGAACAGCGCGUCCGCGACUCGAAUUAUGGACCUCCUCUUUGAGCGGGCACGGCGCAAGGCUGCUCCUGUUGAGGAAUUCCAGUGGCUCGGCUUGAUGCUGUUCGUUGCCGUUCCAUUCCCAGGCACGGGAGCGUGGACAGGGGCCUUCAUUGCAUCUGUACUAGGCAUGCCGUUCUGGUCAGGUUUUACAGCAAAUUUCGUGGGAGUCGUCCUUGCAGGGCUGCUGGUGAACUUGCUCAUGAAUCUUGGCCUGAAAUACGCGAUCGUCACUGGAGUAGUUUUGUUCUUUGUCUCAACCGUCAUGUGGAGUGUUCUUCGUUCCCUUAAGAAGUCCGUUAAUGUCAAGUGAUCUAGUAGUCUUUAUCAAACUGUUCCUAAUCCCUUCAGAGUUCAGCCUUGCGUAGGAAGCUUAGUUGUGUAAUUUUAAGUGGAACUUUCAGCUUCCAAGUGGAUUUACAAGAGAGAG